UUCAUGAACAACACAGCCACAUGUAUGCGCCUGUAUAAUACAACCACACUUCAGCCCUUCCUACCGAGAUACUACACACGAAAAUACAGAUUCGAAAUGUCAGAUUCCGAGACUCAAUGUAAACACCUGGACGUUAGAACGUUCGAUAGCGUUCGAUGUUGCCUCGCAUGCGGCGCGGCAGUUAUAGACCCACCGCCAGCAGAUCCAAGCGAGUUCAGUAUCGAGCCGUUCGAUAUCACAGCCCCCAAGCAGUACGAAUACAAAGACCUUAAUUUCGAACUUGGACAAGAGGUGCGUUUGGUGGUCUUGAAACCAGGAUCGUCUUCGGAACCGAUACGCUGCGAAAUCAUCCACGUCAAUCUAGAGAGUGAUCCUGAUUUCGAAGCUGUGAGCUACACUUGGGCAACGGAAAGGGGCGAUGACAAAAAAUCUGAGAUUAUACACUGCCCUGGAGGUACAGUUAUACCCGUCACAGUGAACUGUGCAGCAGCGCUUCGCCAACUUCGUCACCCCACGCACAGCAGACGACUGUGGAUCGACGCAAUCUGCAUCCACCAGGACAAUGUCCGCGAACGAAUGCAUCAAGUGGGAUUGAUGGGCGGAAUAUAUUCCAAAGCUUUGAGGGUAAUGAUCUGUAUCGGCGACUCCGAGACCGACUAUUCCAGCGCGUUCGAAUAUUUGAAGGGCGAUUCCAAUAACAUUGAUGGUAAGGAACUUGCAAGGCAAAUGCUCACGCUGCGGUGGUUUUGCCGUGUUUGGGUAAUACAAGAAGUAGCUCUCGCAGCAGUUGCCGUCAUGGUAUGCAAUGGGCACACUAUAAUGCUGACAGAAGACGUUGUCGCUCGCAUUUCUGCAAGUCUACCAGCACACCAAAAGCUUCCCGGUCCUUUAUUAUGGAACCCGGGGUCAAAUAUCGGUCGGAAUCAUGAAGGCCGGGAUCUUCUAGCUUGUCUGCAGGCGACUAGGUCUUCGUUGGCAACAGAUCCUAGGGAUAAGAUAUACGGCAUCCACAGCUUGCUGAACCCAGAGUCACGAGCGCUCAUUGACAUAGACUAUGCCUCUGGGGUUGCAGAAGUCUUCACGAAAGCAGCCGCUGUAGUUGUAAGAGAAAGGCAAAGUUUGGACAUAAUCUUAAGGGCUAUCACCAGUCGCAGGGACGCACAUAUAAGCGGUCCUUUGAGUCCUGAUAGCGUCGAUGGAUUGCCUUCCUGGGUUCCUAAUUGGUACCAAGACACCUCUAUUUGGUCUUGUCAAUUCGAGAGUGAAGUUCUGGGUCCGUGGAAGUCCACUGUCGAUCUUGUUGUGGACAAUUCACGAGAGCGGGAACCUCCAACUGAACAGCUUGACUCAAGCGGUGUCACAACCGAGAUGUUGGCUUCGCCUUCGUUCACUCGUCUCCGCGUUCGUGCUCAUUUCAUCGACGUUAUCGUCAGCAUCGACUACGAACAAUUGAUGGGAUUUAUGGCAUGUAGGCAGUUCUUUACUUUGGUACGGCACUUGAUAGAAGGUGCAAUGGAUCCUCUGCAGACGCUCCCACUCGACCAGGAGUUGCCUCAGGAUCAAUACAGACAUGUAAGAUCUGACUCAAAUCGUAUUAUACAACUUAUGCACCGCUGUGGAGUCCCUGGGGGGCAAGAUCUCGGAGCACUGUUCAAGGAGUGGCAGACGCGAUAUUCAUGGCAUUCCUUCGAGAACAGUGGUUACGGUACUCAAACUCGUAACAAUACAGUGUUCCGAACUCGAUACAGUAUCGGACAUACUCCAUCUCACUACACCGCUGAAGCACUCACUAUCUUCGCGGUUGAUGGAGUACGCGAUCCCCUGAUUCUCCAGAAAACGGAAACAAACGAACAUUCAUACAAGAUCAUUGACGGCUGCUACCUGUUAGCAGCUCUAGAGCUGGAUCGUCUGAAUACGCCCCAUUCGACCGGUCUAUGGAAUUAUCGUGGGCCACUGCAUCCUCUUCAUGGAUGGUCUGGAAUGAUUGAAUUGGAAUAG
This is a messenger RNA of Periconia digitata, 1998 nucleotides long. NCBI's taxonomy places the organism in Eukaryota, Fungi, Ascomycota, Dothideomycetes, Pleosporales, Periconiaceae. The record is from the annotation of a GenBank genome assembly.